This is a messenger RNA of Cooperia oncophora, 519 nucleotides long. Lineage: Eukaryota; Metazoa; Nematoda; Chromadorea; Rhabditida; Trichostrongylidae. The record is from the annotation of a GenBank genome assembly.
AUGCAACACGUCAAACAUCCAACGGAUUCCGAUGCUUUCCUGGGUAUGGGUGGAUUGAUAGAUCAAAUAGUGCAUGAUGGUCAGAUGGACGAAAGCCGCCUCGAUCAGAUACUUUUCUCAUCGAAUGCAGGAUCCAGCGGCAGUUGGACAGAGCACAAUCAGAGAGAUCUAAGAGCAAUGGACAUUUUUUGCCAUGAUAACCGUUGGAUAGCUGAUGCACCUUUGCCUCCUGAUGAUGAUUUCGAUCGAUCCAAUCAUUCAGUGGGUUCUACGUUACCGGAUCAAACCACUAUGCGCCAGUCCUAUAACCGAGAGGAACAGCAACAAUCUAUGGGAAAUUGUCGUUUUGGUGCAGGCAACCACAAUCCUUUUCAAAGUUACCCAUCUCAUCGUUUGCCUGGACUUCCUCCAAAUCAGGCUCGACAUAAUGGUGGUAUGGGAUAUCCGCCAAAUUCUCAACGGCCUUUGGUCGUUGGAGAUUCUUCAUCACAAGUACAUACUUACACACAGCUUCAGGUA